GUUGCAUUUGGGGCUCCCGCUUUGCCACGUCAGCGGCCCAGGAUUUUAGGGUUUGCCGUGGCGAGCAGCGCCAAUGCCGCGCUAGGGCGGGCGGCGAGCUCACAUUCUUGUGGACGCGCGCUGGACUGCGGUGGCGAUGCAGCAGCAGAUAGAAUUCGCGAUUCAUCCAUGCGAGAGACCACGGCAGUGGAAUCGCAUUGGUGAGGUGUCUUGCAGGCGUCAGGCAAAGGCCGGGCCAAGUGUGCUGAUCUUGGGAGACCACGCAUGCAAAUACGGAUCUUUGUCUCAAGCUUCCAGACGGUCACAAAAGAGCGCAUGGAAGCUUAUGACGAAGGCAACUGUGGAUGUGGGACCUUUGAUGAGUGAAACUCGGCAACCUUUGGCGCUCCCACAGGACGAGAAAGUGGGAGUUUUGCUUCUGAACCUUGGAGGACCCGACUCCCUCGAAGACGUGCAACCCUUUCUUUUUAAUCUUUUCUCCGAUCCUGACAUCAUCCGGCUGCCUCGACUGUUUCGGUUCCUCCAGAAACCACUUGCGGAGUUUAUUUCGGCAGCUCGGGCUCCCAAGAGUGCCGAAGGAUAUGCGUCUAUCGGUGGAGGUUCUCCGUUGAGAAGAAUAACUGAAGAACAGGCCAGGGCUCUCCAAAAAUCUUUGGAGACCAAGCAUUUGCCUGCAACGGUAUAUGUUGGGAUGCGAUACUGGCAUCCUUUCACGGAAGAAGCCAUUGAACAGAUAAAGAAGGAUAGAAUAACGAGGCUUGUCGUUCUACCACUCUACCCGCAGUUUUCCAUUUCCACAAGCGGUUCGAGUUUGCGCCUUCUAGAAAGCAUCUUUAGGUCGGAUGAGUAUUUAGUCAACAUGCAACACACUGUUAUUCCUUCGUGGUACCAGAGGGAAGGAUAUGUAAAAGCUAUGGCGUCUCUCAUAGAAAAGGAGUUUUCCAAGUUUCCGAAUCCUGAGGACGUAAGGGAGCUCUUUGCUUGCGUUCUCAAAGUUUUACGUUUCUGCUUGCAGGUCCAUAUCUUUUUUAGUGCUCAUGGAGUUCCGGUGGCGUAUGUAGAAGAAGCCGGGGAUCCAUACAAAGCGGAAAUGGAAGAAUGUGUCGACUUGAUCAUGUCUGAGUUGCGGAGCAGGGGUGUGAAGAACGUUCACUCCUUGGCAUAUCAGAGCCGCGUUGGUCCUGUCGAAUGGCUAAAGCCAUACACAGAUGUGAAGAUAAAAGAGCUUGGUCAGAACGGUAUUAAGAGCCUUUUGGCAGUUCCAAUCAGUUUUGUCAGCGAGCACAUCGAGACAUUGGAGGAGAUCGACAUGGAAUACAAAGAGCUUGCGCUGGAGUCGGGAAUAGUCCACUGGGGUCGAGUUCCGGCGCUCAACUGCGAUUCCACAUUCAUCACAGACUUGGCAGACGCAGUGAUCGAAGCACUACCUUACGUCGGAGCAAUGGCUGUAUCGAACUUGGAAGCGCGACAGGCGCUCGUUCCUCUCGGAAGCGUAGGAGAGUUACUCGCAACGUAUGAUACACAACGGAGGGAACUUCCAGCUCCAGUAGCAGUCUGGGAAUGGGGCUGGACAAAGAGCGCCGAGACUUGGAACGGAAGGGUGGCGAUGCUAGCAGUCCUUGUGCUGCUCGUCCUGGAGAUAGCGUCGGGGAAAGGCCUGCUACACCAGUGGGGGAUCUUGCCAUCGUAGAUAAGUGGUAGAACCAGGAAGCUCGGGGUUCUGGACUAGCUUGUAUAUAAUAGAGAAUCAUCCGGGGUUUAUAGCGGCA
Selaginella moellendorffii is the source of this 1769-nucleotide messenger RNA. Its product is annotated as ferrochelatase-2, chloroplastic. The transcript is spliced from 10 exons. Gene Ontology annotation, molecular function: protoporphyrin ferrochelatase activity. Gene Ontology annotation, biological process: heme biosynthetic process. The coding region runs from base 137 to 1690 and encodes 517 amino acids. The record is from RefSeq and is a predicted model, not a curated record. NCBI's taxonomy places the organism in Eukaryota, Viridiplantae, Streptophyta, Lycopodiopsida, Selaginellales, Selaginellaceae.